Molecule: messenger RNA, 414 nt
Organism: Entrophospora sp. SA101
Lineage: Eukaryota; Fungi; Glomeromycota; Glomeromycetes; Entrophosporales; Entrophosporaceae
Source: the annotation of a GenBank genome assembly
AUGCAACAAUCAUCAAGAUCUACCAACUGUAAUACCAUUAUGUUGGAUGACAUUGAUAUGGAACUGGUAAGAAGAAAGUAUUUUGGAACUGCUAAAAAUAACAAAAGUAGCGGUGGUAAUAAUGAUGAUAACAUGACAGGACAUUCAGAAAUGAUGGCAUCUUGUACUAGGCUUUAUGAUCAGCUAGAUAAAAUAUCAGAUUUACUUUGUGAUUUCACUGAAUUAUCUAAAACAUAUCUUAAAAAGGAUUCAAAAAAGUUGAUAGAUUUACAAAAUAAAUGGUCAAAAAAUAUUUUAAAAAUGGAAAACUUGGUUAAGCAUUUGAAAAUUUUAGGUCAUGAUUAUGCUAUACCACAAGAAAUAAUAGAUUUUAAAUUUGAAGAUCUAAUCAAUAAAAAUUCAAGAUCAAAUUAA